GCCAUUUCGGUUUUGUGCUUGCGUUUACAGUUUGGUUGUGGAACACAAGUCAAAAUGGCGAGUUCUAGCGACGAUGAAGAGGCGAACAGCUCGGAGCGAUUUGAUAAUCUCUGUCGUGAUCUUAAUAUGGACGAAGAGACUAGUCAAGAAGCAUGGUCUUCGUAUCAAAAAAUAAGCACGAAUUACACUUUAGAGGGAGACAGUUUACAUUGGCUGGCAUGUGCUUUAUACGUCGCCUGCCGCAAGAGCGUUGUUCCAACGGUCGACAGUUCAGGAACAGUCGAAGGAAAUUGUGUCUCAUUGACGCGGUUGUUGAGAGCGGCGAAAUUGAGCCUCAUUCAGUUUUUCAGUAAAAUGAAGAAAUGGUUGGACAUGUCGAAUGCCGCGGGAGACUUCAGGAAGAAAAUCGAGCUAUUGGAAAGGAACUUUCAUGUGUCUACCGUUAUUUUCAAGAAGUACGAGCCAAUUUUUCUGGAAAUCUUUAAAGAUCCUCGGGAGGAAAACACAAAGACUCAAAGAGGCCGUAAAUCGAGAAAACAACCUUGUUCCGUUGGCGAUGUGUUCGCUUUCUGCUGGACUUUAUACAUUCAGGCGAAAGGCCAUUUCCCUGCUAUCAGUGAUGACUUGGUGAACUCCUAUCACUUACUGUUGUGUUGCUUGGAUCUUUUGUACUCAAACGCUUUGUUCACUAGGAAUCGGCGAGAAUUAUUGAAUCCUAACUUUGAAGGACUCCCUCAAGAUUUUGGAAACAGAGAUUUCAGGGUACCAGCUGAUGUGCCAUGUAUUGUUGAACGGCUGUGCAACAGGCAUCAAGGAAUAGUGUUGGAGGCUAAAGGUAUCAAAGAACAUCACUGGAAGCCGUUCCUAAAGCAACUAUUUGAAAAAAAGACACUGAAAGGGAAUGAGGAAAACCUGACGGGUAUUCUGGAUCAGGGAAAUUUUGAACAAAACUGUAAAUCUGUCAAUAAAGAAUAUGAGGAGUAUGUGCUAUCAGUUGGAGAUUUUGAUGAGAGGAUCUUCCUGGAUGAUGAGGCCCAUGUUGAAAUAGGCACACCAGCAAAGUCUUACACUUUUGCAGAAGUUGACGAGCAACAAAGGAUGGGGCUUAGGAGGAAUUUACAGGAACAUUUUACAAGAACUAGAAGUCUUGCGCCCUCAACUCCCCUGACUGGAAGAAGAUAUUUGAAGGAGAAAGAUCCUAAGGUAACUCCUGUAUCCACAGCAACACAGUCAGUCAGUAGACUGCAGGCUCUCCUGUCAGGGUUGAAGGCAGGGCCAAGUGAUAGGCUCCUGAAAAUAUUCUCUGAGUGCAGUAGAAAUCCUCAAGAAGCCAUUGAGAGUCGAGUUGGAACACUUGGCGAGACCUUCCUCCGGGAAUAUGUUCAGCCAUCGCCUGACAGGCCAAAAUCUCCCUGCUCCACAAGAGAGUUUGCCACAAAGAGGCUGAAACUUGCUGAGAUUCUGUACUUCAAGGUUCUUGAAAGCAUUACUUUACAAGAGCAGAACAGGCUGCAAGGACACCUAGAUUUAACUAGCCUCUUGGAGCGAGAGAACUUGCAUUCUUCCUUGAUGGCCUGUUGUUUGGAAAUCAUUAUCUUUUCUUACAACUCCCAAAGAACUUUUCCAUGGGUGAUUGAAAUCUUUGACAUCAGUCCCUACUGUUUCCUGAAAAUUAUUGAAGUUUUCAUAAAAGCUGAAGAUGGGCUCUCAAGAGAUGUUGUUAAACACCUCAAUCAUAUUGAAGAGCAGAUUCUGGAGUGCCUUGCUUGGAGCCAUGACUCUCCCCUUUGGUCGUCAAUCCAACAAGCUGGUUCUGUUCCAUCAUGUGAAGACGUAUCUCUCCCUUACCAGACAGAAGCUGCGCACAGCACACAAAACCUACUGGCCUCGCCUAUUAUCCACCCUCGUGUUCAAAGAAUUUGUGGAGAGGAAGGAGCUGCUAGAAGAGUGUUGCAGUUGCCCAGCUCUCCAUCAGCCCAUGAUGUGUUCAGUUCACCAAUCACCCCAAGCAGUGGUGCAAGGCGUAAUCUCUUCAGUAGCUCUCCUUCUGCACAGAGUGCUCCACCGGUGACUCUUUCUGCUACAACAAGGCAGGCUGCAGCAAGGAACGCCCCAACAUUGAUUAUUACACCAGCACCAGGUAAUCAGGGUGGCUACAUUGUAAAUGGUGUUGCUCAAGCUGUUGUGUUGCCCAACACCUCAACUACUGUGCAAGUCACAUCGCCUCAGGCUGGGAGUGUUUUGGCUCCCAGCAAUACCAUGGCAUCACCGACGUCAAGUCCUGUCAGGUCAUCAUCAGCACCAACCACACCCAAGUCAAAGGCUCCGACUCCAAGUAAACCAAGAAAGACAGGCUCCUUAGCACUGUUCUUCAGAAAGCUUUAUCAUCUAUCCAGUGUUCGCCUCCGUGAUCUCUGCUCCAAACUUGAUGUCCAGGAGGAUCUCCGUGUAAAGAUGUGGACAUGCUUUGAGCAUACCUUGAUGAACAUGACGGAGUUGAUGAAGGACAGACAUAUUGAUCAGAUAUUGAUGUGUUCAAUUUAUGUCAUGGGCAAGGUUACAAAUGCUGAUCUGUCAUUCCAGAACAUCAUGAAGUGUUAUCGCACUCAGCCUCAGGCUGUUAGCCAUGUUUACAGAAGUGUGCUGCUCAGAGGAAGAAGACAAGUCCCACUUGGUAGCAGUGGAAGUGAGGGUGGAGCAAGAGGUAUCAAAAGUGAGCCCGGUAGUAGUGGACCAGCCAGCCCAGUUCAAGGCUGCAGUAGUGCAAGAGCGAGCCCAGUGAGGAGUGCAAGCACUGUACCUUCUACACCCCCUCCAACUGGUGCUUCAGCUUCUGGAUCCAGCAGCACUGAGAACAGUCCAAAUAUCGACGGUGAAAGAGGAGACCUCAUUGAGUUCUACAACAAGGUGUUCAUCAAAAGGGUGAAAAAUUUUGCUCUCAAGUUCUCGGCUGGAGACAGAGCGUUGGACUCUCCUCCACUUUCUCCAUUGCCUGUGAUGAAAAAUCAGGCACAUUCUCCACGUCGCAAAGUCUCCACCCGACAUCCCGUGUACAUUUCUCCACACAAGAAUGGAGUUUCAAUGACACCAACAACACGACUGUUGUAUUGCUUCAAAGAAAGUCCAGCAGAGAAACUGCGGGAUAUCAACCAGAUGCUGAAGCAAGGUACGGGAGAGACAAGCCAUAAGAGAGCACUGUUGCAGGAUGACCACGGUACUCAUCUUCCUGCUAAAAUUUCACGAUCAGAAGAAGUGUUGCAGCGAAAACUCACCAGCAUGAUUGAGGAACGACAAGCCUCAGCUUCAAGAUAGUGCUGAAAUGAAUUUCUCAAUUGUGAAUCUAUUGCUAAAUUAAUCUUGUGACAUGAAUCAGGUUUAAAACCUUUCUUAACGAUCUCAAGGAUUUAACAGAUAACCACAAAUCAGCACUGCAAUCUUUAAUGUCUUACGAGGGAUCAAGCCAACAAGAAUGAUUCUGUGCUUUUACAGUUGGUAAAUGACUCUGGGUUAUUGGAUUGUUCAGUAGAGCUUUUUGUAUUAUUUUUUGAUUCAGUUCAGGAGAAAUUCUUUCUAGCUUUAAUUUUCAUUUUUGCACUGCAGUUAAUGUCAGUGAAUGAGAGGUUACCCUAUAAUAAUUAUUAUGUUGAUGAAAACUAAGUAAUCAUAUGGUGUAUCUACAAUGUAUCAUGCCGUAUCAUUUUAUGAAAUGGUGUCUACUUAGUCACCUAAAGUGGACCAAUGAUUCAUACCAGAAGCAAACAUUUUUAAUCUUUUAAUAGAUUGAAGGUUCUUUUAACUUAAUAACCUAAGCAGAUUGCAAAACUGGAACCUCUGUAGAUGAAUUUCACCAAAGAAUUUUUAACAAGUUACUUGUUUUUUUGUGGCUAACUUAUGCAUGGGUAGUUUGUGCUAAUAUCCAGUUUAUGACAAAUUUUCGAUGAUUUGUUUUGUCCCUCAUGUAUCUCUCCCAACUUUUGUUUGGUAACUCAAUACUCUCCACACUUGUUGAUGAUUUGGAUCAAAGGGGACAUUCCUACCUGACACAGAUUGUGUUGUGAACAGUUUUCUUUUUUCCUGUUGAUUUAAUUCCACUUGUUUGGAAAAAAAAAUCAGAAAGCUUUCUGUUUCAACUGUUCUUUAAUUUUAUCUCUGUCAGAGGGACAAAAUAUAAAUUGCGUGAAAAAAAAAAUACAGAAUGACACAAAAAUGAACAGCAGUCUUGCUGUAUUAUGUACUUUUCACAAGCAUUUUUUUUCCUCUGUAGGAUGUAGAAGAGUAAAUAUGGGAUGUGUUGCCAGGGUGGGUUGGGUGGGACUCCAGGCACAAGUUAUUGUGUACUGCUCUCCCACCCCACAUACACCCCUAGGCAGCACAUUUUAUUUACUCUUGGACCUGCCAUGCAGGCUUGAGGAUUUAAUUAAACUAGGUGGGCAUGGGUUGUAAAGCAGGUACUACUGCUAACAUUCCUGUCCAAUUUUCAACCCUGAGAAAAAAAUAGAUUAAGCAUUAAUUUAACUUGACGUGUAUCGAAGGAAGUAUUUAUAUUUUAGCAGACUUCAGCUGCAAAGCCUGUUUCCGUUUUAGGGAACUUUUUACUGCUUUUACUGUGUCUAAAGGUAUUGAGGAGGAUGCAUUUGUUCCUGAGGAAAAAAAAUUGUUGAAGCUGAUUGUAAAAAACAAUGAAAUACAUGUUAAAGAAAAGGCUAGGCAAGCAAAACUAAAUGCUAUUGUGGACUGGUUUGAAAAAGGGAUAUUAUCAUCAAUUUUUUAUGAUUCCAACAGUAAAGAGAAAAUGAUUCCUGGAAAGUAGUUUCAAAAAUGACAGAAAUCAUGAUGAUGCAAUUUUUAAUUGCAGUGGAAACAGAUUUCAACUUUAACUCACUAAAAAAAUGUGGCUUUAAAUAGUUUUCAUGGAUACUUUUGAAGUUCUCGAAAGAUGAUCUUGUAGUACGGAUAGUUCCUAUAGAGUUCUGUUGGAAAUCAAUUUUGUCAUUGUGUUAAAAUUUAUUAAGUCUUUCUAUAAUUCAACAAACAGAAUCCUUUGUGCAGUACAUUGUUUUCCUUAGUGAUUGAUGAUAAUGCCCCUUCAAGUUCUCUAAAUUUUAUGGUUUUAUAUCCUUUAUUGUAAACUAACUUCUUCUUCCUCUUCAGUUGUCUUAAGUUCCUAACGUCUUUGUCACCCUAGCCUAAAAAACAUGCUGAUUUUGUAGAUUUAUGAUGAAGGACUUUUGCUUUAAACUGAAUUGCUACAUUAAAGUAAGAGUUUGUCUUUCCAUGUGCCUAUACCAGAGUGGCUCGCUUGGGCUUUGGCCUACAUCUUCAGUUAAAAGUAUAUGUGCGCAUGAGGUUUGAAAUAGCGUUGUAACACUUUUACGACUUUCGGGUUGUGAAAAGGUGAAUACAGCUUUUCAAGAGCAGCUUAGUCAUUUUGUAACAUACAGCUUUACACAACACAUUAUCUGCAUUUGGUAUACUAAUUUAACUGUACUUAUGCUGUCCGUUGCACAAGGUUUCUUAAGCUUAUUACAGAGCCAAGCUCAUUUUGGGUGUUAAAAAACUAGUUUCGUCUAUUUGAUUGUAUUAAAAUAAAUGACAGAAUAAUAAAAGUGAAACUGAAUUCUU
Molecule: messenger RNA, 5622 nt
Organism: Orbicella faveolata
Lineage: Eukaryota; Metazoa; Cnidaria; Anthozoa; Scleractinia; Merulinidae
Product: retinoblastoma-like protein 1
Biological process (GO): negative regulation of G1/S transition of mitotic cell cycle; cell differentiation; regulation of transcription by RNA polymerase II
Cellular component (GO): transcription regulator complex; nucleus; chromatin
Molecular function (GO): RNA polymerase II transcription regulatory region sequence-specific DNA binding
Source: RefSeq, a predicted model, not a curated record